GCGUGUAUAUAUGUCUUUUGAUUAGAUAUGUAAGCAGAGCAAAAUCACACAUUUUUAAACACAGACCAUUUCAAGCACUAUCGUAUUGAGGAAAAAAAUUCCAUUGUCAUUGUUGUUCAAUAGUAGUAUCAAUUGAAUUGUUCAUUUAAAGAUUGCAAAAAAAGAACGAAAUAACAAUCAAAAUAUCGAAUUGAAUUGUGAAAAUAUUCAAAAUAAAAAAAUAUGUCAGACAUUCCAGAGAAUGCAGCUGAACAUUGUCCGGGUACACAAAGUGAUGAUGCUGGUAAAUCAUCGGCAUGUGCCGGUUGUCCGAAUCAAAAUGUGUGCGCAUCGGGCGCAACAAAAGGACCCGAUCCAGCCAUUGAAUUGGUAAAACAACGACUAGCUGAAGUGAAAAAUAAAUUGCUUGUAGUGUCGGGCAAAGGUGGUGUCGGUAAAAGUACGGUCACAUCAAUGUUGGCUCGUUCCAUUGCACUACGAUAUCCCGAAAAGAAUUUUGCUGUGUUGGACAUUGACAUUUGUGGCCCAUCACAGCCACGAAUGUUCGGCGUUUUGAAUGAACAAAUUCAUCAGUCCGGUUCGGGUUGGUCACCGGUUUACAUUGACGAUAAUCUAUCAUUGAUGUCGAUUGGAUUUUUACUUGGUAGCCAAGAUGAGGCCAUUAUUUGGCGAGGACCAAAGAAAAAUGGAAUGAUUCGUCAAUUUUUGAGCGAAGUGGAUUGGGGAAAAUUGGAUUGUUUGAUCGUCGACACACCGCCUGGUACAUCUGACGAACAUUUGGCCGCCAUUAAUUAUCUGAGUGAAACCGGGAAUUGGGGUGCCGUUGUGGUCACCACACCACAAGAGAUUUCAUUGUUGGACGUGCGGAAGGAGAUUAAUUUUUGUAAAAAGGUUAAAAUGCCAAUUGUUGGUGUCAUUGAAAAUAUGAAAGGUUUUGUAUGCCCAAAGUGCACCGUUAAAUCGGACAUUUUUCCAGCAACAACUGGUGGCGCUGCACAAAUGUGCAACGACAUGAAUAUUGAUUUAUUGGCCCAAUUACCACUUGAUCCACAAAUAACACGGGCCUGUGAUCAAGGCACAAAUUUUAUCGAAGAAUAUGCCAACUCCGAUGCGACCAAAGCUUUAAACAAUGCCGUCGACGGUAUUAUGAAAUUUUUUAAUGAAAAUUAAGCCUUUAAAAGAUGAUGAAUGAAUGUAAUUCAACAAAAAACACGUAAAAAAUGUAAAUAAAAGACAUUGUUUAUCA
Contarinia nasturtii (swede midge) is the source of this 1246-nucleotide messenger RNA. RefSeq names its product cytosolic Fe-S cluster assembly factor NUBP1 homolog (gene Nubp1). Lineage: Eukaryota; Metazoa; Arthropoda; Insecta; Diptera; Cecidomyiidae. The transcript has 2 exons. Gene Ontology annotation, molecular function: ATP-dependent FeS chaperone activity; 4 iron, 4 sulfur cluster binding; ATP binding. The record is from RefSeq and is a predicted model, not a curated record. Gene Ontology annotation, cellular component: cytosol. The coding region runs from base 223 to 1170 and encodes 315 amino acids. Gene Ontology annotation, biological process: iron-sulfur cluster assembly.